Protobothrops mucrosquamatus (brown spotted pit viper) is the source of this 666-nucleotide messenger RNA. RefSeq names its product transmembrane protein 17B-like. The transcript has 6 exons. The record is from RefSeq and is a predicted model, not a curated record. Gene Ontology annotation, biological process: non-motile cilium assembly. The coding region runs from base 1 to 666 and encodes 221 amino acids. Gene Ontology annotation, cellular component: ciliary transition zone. Lineage: Eukaryota; Metazoa; Chordata; Lepidosauria; Squamata; Viperidae.
AUGCGUGCAGAGCUCAUCCAGCUGAGGGAGGUUUCACACUUGCCUGGCCUGGCUGGGGGAAGACAGAGGACGGGAGCACAUCUGGAGCAGGGACAGAACCAGAACGGCCACAGAGUGCUCUCCAGUCUGCCCCUUCAGAUGCUGCUCUAUUUCAACGUCUUCUUCCUCCCCUUCUGGGGCCUGUCGGAGGCGAUUAUGCUGGAGCUGAAGUUUAGCUUGCUACCCCUCUAUUACCAGUGCUUGCUGGUUGGUGCGUACCUGACAAUUGUCGGAGUGGAAUCUGCCCGCCUCUUCCUUGGAUACGUUGGGAAUUUGCAAGAAAAGGUUCCGGAGCUGGCUGGAUUCCUCCUCCUGUCUGUCGUAAUCGAGAUGCCUGUCUUGCUCUUCAUCCUGACGGACCAUCAGGUGAUCCGGAUGCCUCUGGAAAUGGCAGUGCACGGCGUCCUCCUCUGCUUCCUUACCUCGGAGAUCGUGGCCGCCUCCUUUGCCCUCAAAGGGAUAGCCAGGCACCUGGCCAGGCAGUUCUACCUGAUGCAAACUAGAGAACUGGAAGCAAACAAGGACAUCAGAGUCCAGGCAUCCAGGCCUCCGUUCUCUGCGAACGCACGGAAGGCCUGGAGCAGCCAAGAUAGUGAAGGAUCUCGAUCUUCGCAGGAUGAGUAUUGA